This is a messenger RNA of Stylophora pistillata, 1056 nucleotides long. RefSeq lists its product as uncharacterized. NCBI's taxonomy places the organism in Eukaryota, Metazoa, Cnidaria, Anthozoa, Scleractinia, Pocilloporidae. The record is from RefSeq and is a predicted model, not a curated record.
GCCAUUUGACAUGUGAAAUAGCAUCGUACUUAUCUGUAUUUUAUGAAAGCUUCUUCAAAGGGUUGGCGGAACACUAUAAAAGAUUAUGGCGAGCUGGAUUCAGGAGACUUACAGUAGUAUUUUCAGCCAGAAUUACCAGCUGGCACUUAAAAAGGCAUUUGGCCACUUCAUGAAUAGUCUAACUGCGAUGAAAGUUCACACCAGAAACAACAGUUUUUCUUUUGACGUGUGCGUUGGUUUGAAGAAGAGAAUGUUUCACCAAUUAAUGGACGAGCACGAAGUACCAAAACAGAAACAAUACGCGUCAAAAGGUUUUUCGUUGCCGUAUGUGAACGAGGGAGGCCGGAUAAAGCAGCGACUUAUCCUGUACGUCAAAUCAAGAACGGAGAGGCUUAAGUAUGACGUGCUUGUGGCUCAGGAGUCCUCGUGGACUUCCUUGAAUUGGAAAGGAAUUGGCCUUUUCCUGUUUAGUUCACUUUUGGUGUCGGCAGUACUGUUUAUGGCUGUUGCUCCUGUCGUAGGAAAAAUUGCUGCGGUAAUUUUUGUUAUCAUUUUCGCGACUAGAGCAACAAAAGACCUCAAGCCAGUCAACUUUGAAGACGAUAACAUCGCGUACUUGAUUCAAAUGUUGAUCGAGGUGGACUGUCUCCUUGAACAGGGAGGAGAACUAGCCUUUGUUCACGGUCGCAAUCGCACCAUCUUCGAAGGGUUAGGACAAUAUCGCAGAAACUGAACGUACCUACCGCAAUUACCUGUAAAUUCUCAAAAACUAGUUUUUUUGUUGCUUGCCUUCAGUGUGCGCCUGCAUUUUGGUACUUUUGUUGACCAUGAGUAAUGAAAUUGUAGGUAAAUAUAGGUGUUAUGGUCUUUGUGGAAAAUUGGUUCUCGGUACGGUUGGCAGCUGAGUUUGUGUUCGUAAUUUUUCUUACGAUGGUUUUUUCACGUUGCUUUUCCGAACUUGACUCCAACAUCUCAUUGAUGAGUGGAAGUUUUUAACUGUGCUUCUCACUUUUAUUUCCUAAGCUGAUUAGCCGUAUAUUGAGAUAGGUAUAUUUU